Molecule: messenger RNA, 5896 nt
Organism: Pocillopora meandrina
Lineage: Eukaryota; Metazoa; Cnidaria; Anthozoa; Scleractinia; Pocilloporidae
Source: the annotation of a GenBank genome assembly
AUGGCGGACGGCUCCAAUAGGAAGGAAAACUGUUUUUCCGUCGAACUGAAACUUUUAGAGGCUGAAUACGAAAGAUCUAAGCUACAGGUGUUCCAAGAUACGUUUUUCUGUAAACGGUCUAUAGUAGAAUUAGAACUCUUGUGUAAAAACGAGCAGCUUAUGAAGAAUGUUCGAGUCAAUAACAAAGUCCGAGAACACGAAUGCAGACUGAAGGUAAAACUGAAGGACAAUGGUAAAAGAUGUAGUCGCAUGUUUAUUUACCAAAAUUUAGUCAUUUUAGUUCUUAGAUCACUGAAUUUCGCAUCUAUGGUCAUUUGAUAGGAUCACAUCUCAAUCUUUUUUCCUGUAUAGGAGCAGGUUGAAUCCCUGUCAACGGAACUCGAAAACGUCACAAGCCAGCAACAAACCACUCAAAAGACACUCCAGGUAAAUGCUGAUUACCAAUUCUUGUUUUCUUGAGCCUCCUUGGGAUCGGCGAAAUAGAUCGCGAUCGAGGUAUUGUAGUGUAGGCUCCAUUUUGGGUAACCUGUGGAAACCCUCCUCGAAAGUUCACACAGGUCUCGGAAAGAUUCUAAUUAAAUUUGAGAGCGUCUGGAUCUUUUAUCAUUAUUCAAUAGUCAUUUUCAUCAUCAUCAUCUCCUCCGUGCUUGUCACUGCUGUUAUCAUUAUCUCAUUUUAAACUUUGACCGAUAGGAUGAAAAAAUUCAGCAUCUUCUGGAGAAGAAAGAACUGGAAGACAGAAUGAAAUCGGAAAUGGAUGGAAAAAUUGAAAAGUACAGAGCCACUUCGAGUAACAAGGAAAAUUUAUUGAAAAGGGAGAUUAAGACCUGGAAGGUAAUUUUACGAAGCAUUUUUCUAACGAACAAAAAGAUAAAAACCUCUUGCUAGCCUUAAAGAUAGUUUCAUCACAAAGUGAUAUCCUAUGUCCAAGGAUUUGUACAUGUCUUGGAGAAUAGUUCUUGAACCCCUCUCCAAUGAAAACUCCUCCAUUCAUGGGGGCACGUCUUAGUUUUCAGUCAUAUUUUUCCUCUCCUUUCCGCAAAGGACAAGCAGAUUCAAGCAUCUAAGGACGCUGAAGAACUCAGGAGGGAGUUGAAAAAGAAAGAAGUUUCAAUGAAGGUAAAUUUUUUUUUCGUUUCGCCAUCCUUGAGGAUCAAAGCGUUUUGAGUGCUAUUUUUUAGUUUUUGUCCGUUCAUAGAAGGGCGAGACUCACUUCGCGAACUGAGUUGUAGUCUCUGUGGUCAGUUGCACGAGUUCAGACUGGCUUCGAUCCUUGUAACUGAACGUAGCAUCAAAAUUCAGUCACCCUGACAGAUUUUCAUAGACUUAAUUCAGAGCACACGAAGAAAAUUGUCGCUGCGACUUUUCCCCGUGAAACGUCGCUGCGAAUUGUCGUUUAGUUAACCCGGCCUUUCAGUGCACCCAAAUGUUAGCCAGAAAAAGAAACGAAUGCAGCAGAAACGCCUUCAGUAAAUCAGCUAGUUUGUAAUAAAUAACAUUUCCUUUUUGGAACAAGACCAAGGGUAUUCAAGCCAGGACUGAUGUGAACAACGCUUCGACAAUGACUCAGGUUGAUUCUCAAAAGAGUGACGCCUCGACACAAGUUCAAACCUCCGCUUUGAUGAGCGAACUUUUCCAAGGUUCUAACGGCCAAGAGAUUGGCGGAGAUCUGCAAAAUGGGAAUGCGAGUGACAAUGGAAAGAAGGAUGUUGUGAAAGCAGAUGGUAAACUGAAUAAUCAGAGAGGAAGGAAAAAAGCGGAACCGAGGAAAGAUCAACACAAAUAUGACAGGGGAAGAAAAGCGAAAGAUAAAACUGUCCAAGACAGUAAUAAAGAACAAGAAGACGACAAAUUUGGUAAGAAAGAAAACGAAGGAAAACAAAAGAGUCCUCAAAAGGAGAAGGUUCUUCGUAAUCAUAACGUUACAUAUGAGAGGAAUUCUUCAAAUACACUGAGAGAAGAGCAAAGGGAAAUCCUUGAAGUCUGCAACGCCAGAGGUUUAUCGAUAGCAUCCGGUGCUUCUGAAGAGGGUGACGUCCCUUUCCAGGAUUACAAAACCCCGGGGAAGUCACAUAAAUCACCAGAGACUGGUAAAAACCCGGAUACAAGUGAAGAUAAACCUGGUAUGGAGGUUCAAGAGGAAGAUGUAAGCUCAGUGAAAAAGGGACGUGGUGAAAUUGUACGAGAGGUGCUACAACACGCAGUUGUUGAGGAUAUUGCAAACAGGAGAGAAUUGGAAAGUGGCGAAGAAGGAAAAGUAAAAUUAAAAAACGACGACUUGCAAGAUCAUGAAAAGAAAUUUGAGAAGAAACCUUCGCAGAAGCAGAUUCCUGAAAGUUUGAAUCCAGGGACUGAAGAACAGAAGAUCUUAUCCAUUGACGAAGACAACGAUUUCUUUGUUGAUCUGAGUGAAGAACAAAAACAAUUGACUGAGGACAAUAAAAAAGUAGAAACGUCUUCUAAAGAUAAGUGGGAUGAAGAGUUCUCGGGCGUCCAAGAACAGGACAAGAAAAAACUAAAGAGCGCAAAGGAAAAAGGAAGCCAAAGACGAGUAACAUCAACAGAGGAUAAGUCUUCACCUGCGGAAGGCAACGCGAUUGAGCAGAGAAGCGCGCACGAAAUCACAGAUCAAGGGUCAAGAAGAGUCUUGAGAAGAAGAGCAAAGAAAAUUAAACUAAAACCAAAUGUUAUUGACGGCGAGACCGUGGCAAAGAAAUCCAAAGCCGGUGUCGAAUGUCAGAAAGGUAGCGAACCCGCCAUUUCGAAGACAUCAUCACCAGAAGUUAAUCCAUUUCCACGUGACAUUGAGAUGUCAUCAUGUGAAAUUGAUCGCCCGGGUGUUGACAAGUCACGCCUCUCACGUGCGACGACAGUUCACAAACCUCUUGACGGGACAUCUCAACAACCGGAAACGGAAGUGCUGGAAGGGCUGAGUAAUGGGACAUCCGCUCAUGGCCAACUUUCCAGAAAUCAGAGAUCGGACAAAGGGAAGUUGGUUUUAAGCGACAAUUCAAUCAAAACGGUCGAAGAAUCAUUAUCUGACCAUGAAAAACCCUCACAUAGCGAGAAAUGCCAAAGUGGGCUUGAAAUUAACAAUGAAAAGGAGAAAGAUGACCUCCCCUCGAAGAACAGAAACAAGAGGCACACCGCGCAGGAGUUACAAGCAGUUGAUGAUAUCAUUAAAUCAAAGAAACAACAAGACGUAGGCACCACUGACAGGGAUUCUAACACGCAACUAUCGUGUCAGGCUAAUGAACAGAACUCGCGGGACACAGGUCGAUCAAGAAAAAACGGGCAAGGUCCCACAGAAUCAGGGGGCAAAGGGAAAAUAGUAUGGGGCACAAAAGAAAAUGCACAAGGUGGCAAACAAAAGGUAAUUAAGAAAAGGUAAGAAACUUUUCUUGUCUUUUUUUUUUUUUUUUGGUGAAGUUGAUGAGGUUUUGUCAAGAAAGAGGAGAUUUUUUCUUUUUUUUUGAAAAGGUGAUGAACAUUUUUCAAAAACGUGACGAUUCGAACCUCAUACCUUACGAUUUCUCAGUCUGAUGCUUGAUCAGCUGAGCAAUAGAACACUCGGCAAUGAACCGGGCCUCUUUUCAGGACCAGAGGUGUAUAUUAUUUUGAGGUAUUUUAAGCUUAAUAUAAAAAGUCACUUUCCAUUUUUUUUAGUCGCUACUCCAUCUUCAUUGGCGAUUUCACUUUGUUAUCUAGUGGAUAUUCAGUCUUCAGAGACAACUUCGAGUGAACGCCGCCCUCCAAAACACAGAUAAAAUUAUAAACGCCAAAGCGUUUAAUCUAAUUUAUUAGGGAGUUUAAUAUCACUGAAAUUCUUUCCUCCCUUUUUCCAACCACGACACGCAGAGAUGACGCCAAUAAGACUAAACAACAUCCGAGCUUUGACAAGAAACAAUAAGUUUUCGGCGUAAGAUGGCAUUUUGAGACAAAUACUGCUGUGAAAAACAAUGUCGAGAGCGUGACCUUGCAAAAUAUUCCUCAAUAGAUCACUUUCCUCGGGAAUUUAAACUAUGACGAGCUCAAUAACAAUACUGUCUUAAAUUUAGAUGUUUCAUUCAAAAAUACCAGGGGAAAAAAAUAUUUCCGGAGGCAGAACCUAAUGAAAUAUAUCUUUCCGGAGGUUUUCCUGCCUUUUAAACCUAUUUUCUGAAACGAAGUGAAUAUCUUUCCGUUUUAAAGAGAGUCUCAUUUAAAACGUCCUUCUUCGUAUGGCCUGCUCACGAGGGGCACUUACGUCGCAGAAAUCUCUUAGAUUAUUAAAACUGUGCAAAAUCACAAAAAACAACAACGUGGCCCAGUCGAACUAGAGAGAUUCCCAGACCUUCGAGGUAUUUUGGUUACCAUCGAAAAGAGACUCAUUGGGUUGCCCAACGUGUACCGAUAUCACUUAGUGCUUCUUGGGAUCAGUGUUACUUAAUCUGUCACUAGCGAGUCCAGCCCCUUUGUAAACACGUAAAAUACUGUGGUGAAAAAUGCUGUUUUUGUCUGGUCUUAGAAAACCUACUCUGCGUGUCCGUGAGGUGUCCACUCUAUCCGAAAAGCAGUGUGGCUCGACCUACACCACAAACACUGAAAACCCCUCCAUAUUGGACUGCACCAAAAAACGCAAGACUUUAUUCAACUCGCGAGAAAAUUCUCUACUGGUUCAGGUGCCAGAUGUUCAGGUAAGGAAAUAAAAGGAGAGAAAAAAAAUUGAAAUCUAAUCGUGGUUUCUUUCUGAUUCAUUUUAAUAUUUAAAGAAUUUCUUUCUUCAAACAGAUAUCGUUUGUGAAUAAAACUUUGUCGAGAAGCCGUGCAAAUGCUGGUAUUCCACCAUCCCUGUCGGCCUUCAUGAGGAGUUUCAUUGCUCCAAAACUCAAGAAAUCAAGCUGAUGUCACUCUUUGCGGGGUCGCCUUCUCCUGGAUUCUUUCUGUGUAAAUGAAGCUCCCGGAAUUUUUCAAAGAAUAAGCAGAGAACAAGGCUGAUAGUGUUUGAAAAAAUUCAUGCUCAUGGAGGAACAUUUUAAGGUCUUUUUGUUUACGUUGUGGCUCUCAAAAAAUGGAGAAAAAAGCAGGAAACACUAAAAAUAGCAUGAAUUGAGCCGAAGUUUUUUUUUCGACGAUCGAUUACAAAAUAAGUUACGUCCCCAUUUUGAAAUGGCCCAUUACAUACGCCCUCAAAUUAGAAUUUGUGCAAGACACAACAACAAGGUUAGAUAUUACCGCGGUCAAAAAAUGCUUUGGUCUUCCGUGACAAUAACUCAUUUUUUAUCGUUAGCUGAAGUAAAAAACAAUUGCGAAUAUGACUGAUCUGCGUAGUUUGAUGAAUACUUUUGACCGCAACUAUAUUGUAGCGAUGUUUCAAUCACAAAACCUGCAAAAAACUUAUAGACUGUCACACGAGAAGGCGAGAUCUAAACAGUAUUGCCAUUUGCGGAAGUCAAGGUGGCUACUUAGAUCUAUUUUAAUUUACACAUUUCUGUGUUGAAAAAAAAAAUAGUAUUUUGAAGGAGGAUUAUUUGUUUUAAACUGUAUAUGCAGCAAUAUCUUUGACAUAGAUCGUAAGAGGCCGGAUCAUGUGUCAAUAUUAGGAUGUAUUUUGUUUUCCUCAGCGAUAUUUAGGUAUAGUACUGGCGUAUAUUAGCUUGUGUUUACGCUCCCUCUUCACCCACCCCUCUCCCCAAGAUUAUAGAAAGUUUUUGCAAUACCAUCCACCAUUGAACCCUGAAAUAACGAGUAGCUAUUGUGGUUGUAAAUUUAUCAUGUCUCAAAAAGGUGAAAUCAGCUGUGCUUGUUUGUUUAUUUUUCAUCCAUUGCAUGUUUUUGAUAUUUAAUGUUUUUAGAUGUUUAAUUUACAUGCAAAUUAAAACCCGCGUGUUAUAAUGAUGUCAAGUAAGUUAGGCAC